GCCUUAUAUGGCAAAGACACUAUAGAAUUUUUUUCGUUUAAUGGCUGGGUCAUAGUUCAGUGAAGAUCGGUUGCAUGGUAUGACCACUGCGCUCUCCCCCUGCAUUAAAUGUGAUUACAGCGCGCAGAAAGCACCGUGCAAUUCCGUGGCUUUUCGUGCGCCCUGCACAUUGAGACACGCGGGUUAGGAAGCUAUAGGGCGGGUUAUGUGAACACGGGAUCAGUCACUGAGUUGAACUGCUUGUGGUGUAACACUCAAUGAGAAGGUCUUUAAAUAUGUUAUGAAAAUCAUCGAGUUGGAUUUAAAUACUUUAAAUUACUUUUGUUUAUGUAUGUCUUAAACGUUUUCGUAAUUACAGGUGAAUCUAUGUAUUCGAAGUAUGGUGUAAUAGGUGAAGUAGGUUAGCAUGUAAGCGUAGAUAGGGAAAAUUGACUUUGAAUACGCGAUAGUGUAUAAUGUGUAAGCGCAUGUGAGUUUUAUCUAUAAAGUUUACAUACAGGUUUAACCUUUUCGCCUAACUGUGCAGUUGCGCCGGGACGUUACGCAGUGUGUGUACUGAGAGGGAACUCUGAUAAAAUGGCAAUGACUGCAACGCAAAAUCCAAUCGUGAAUUCGUGGCGAGAUCCCGACCAAGUGGUAGACUUAAACGGCCCGACGCCGACGUCGGUUCAACCGCCUCCUCAGCCGUCUCUUCCGCUGGCUUCCCAACCGACGGCACCGACGGUUCAGACACAGGUUUCCAACCCGGUUUCCAACGUUUCAAACGGAGGUGAUAGCUCAUCGUCCAGUCAAAAUGGAAGCUCUACGCCGGACAGUAAAACCCAGCACAUCGAGUGCGUAGUGUGUCAUGACAAAAGUUCCGGGAAACAUUAUGGACAGUACACUUGUGAAGGUUGUAAAUCGUUUUUCAAACGGUCGGUUCGACGGAACCUUACGUACACGUGUAGGGGAAACAGGAACUGUCCCAUGGACCAACAUCACCGGAACCAGUGUCAGUAUUGUCGUUUCAAGAAGUGUUUGAAAAUGGGAAUGCGACGGGAAGGUAGGUCGAGCGACUCUAGACCACUUCAUUUCACCAAUUCCAUGGCCUCUGCGGGAUACUUUAAUAAAGCCAUUAUGAUUCCAGCUGUGCAGCGAGGGCGGGUACCGCCGACCCAGCAUCCAUUCGCUGGCCAGAUGGCGUUCACCAACGGGGACCCCCUAACCGGCCACACCUAUCUCUCCAGCUUUAUAUCUAUGCUCCUACGGGCGGAGCCUUACCCAACAUCGCGCUAUGGACAAUGUAUGCAGCCGAACAACAUCAUGGGCAUCGAAAAUAUCUGUGAGUUGGCGGCGCGCCUACUGUUCAGCGCCGUGGAAUGGGCGCGCAACAUCCCGUUCUUUCCGGAACUGCAGAUCACCGACCAGGUGGCGCUGCUAAGACUCAGUUGGAGCGAACUGUUUGUUUUAAACGCUGCCCAGUGCUCCAUGCCGCUCCACGUGGCGCCUCUAUUGGCCGCCGCCGGCCUACACGCAUCACCGAUGGCCGCCGACCGCGUGGUGGCGUUCAUGGAUCAUAUUCGAAUAUUCCAAGAGCAGGUGGAAAAGUUAAAAAUUCUCCACGUGGACUCUGCAGAAUAUAGUUGCUUGAAGGCGAUUGUACUAUUCAGCUCAGAUAGAAAGCCCGAACCGACACAACGACUUUCUAAUGCAUACAACGCGUGCGGAAUUACGGACACCAACCACAUCGACAGUAUCCAGGAGAAAUCCCAGUGCGCACUCGAGGAGUAUUGCCGGAGUCAGUAUCCCAACCAGCCGACGCGCUUCGGGAAGCUCCUCCUGCGACUUCCGUCCCUCCGCACCGUUAGCGCUUCCGUCAUCGAGCAGCUCUUCUUUGUCCGUCUCGUGGGCAAGACUCCAAUCGAAACACUUAUACGGGACAUGCUCUUAAGCGGUGGGUCGUUCAAUUGGCCCUACAUGGCUAUCCAAUAGUUAGCGAACCCGAAAACAGUUAGGAACUACUAGGACUAGUCGUCCCGGUGUUUGCGACCGAAAGCGUAGCAAUAAUGGCAUGCAGUCUCCUCCAGUAUGCGCACGAGGAACAGACAGAAUCUUGCUUGUAUUGGACUCAUGGCAGAUGUGUCAAUAAAGGGCAUGACUUAAGAAAUAGAGGUCGGAUCGAUCUGUGUAUGCAUUGGAUGUUUUCUGCAACUGUAAAGAAUCCUAUUGGUUAAGUAUUCACGCCGCAAUUCUUUGAUUUGAUUAGAGUCAACAAAUUGAGGCUUGAUAUAAACAUUUAAGGUUCCGUCAGGACGUAUUAUUUUUAUUAAGUUUCGACACUCUUUCAAAAAAGUAGGCGACAUUUUAAUCCUUUUCUUAAUAUUUAACCUCAAACAGUUUUAUAAUUUGCAUUUCAUUAAUUGUUUUAUUUUCUUAUUGAACUAAGUUUGUGUGCGCUUAAAACGAAAUUAAGGGUCGAUCUUGUAAAGGAGUCUUUUCCAGCCUAUGUCUAUUCUUACCGCGGGAAGUAUUGCUACUUGCUUUUGUUUACAAAUCCGGAUUUGAUAAGUUGUUGUUGUUGAUAUUGUUGUUGUUGUUACAUAGUUGCUGUUGUGUGUAGAGAAAAAGGACACCUACUUGUCAUAAGGUUUUAAUAUUAUUAUGUAAUUUAUGACCUUGAUUGGAAGCCAAUUCUAAAUUGGAAACCAGUCGAAAAGGGCUCGGUCAAUUGAGAACCAAAAAGUCGCCAUUUUGUACUUUGUUAGUAAAUAUGGUGUGUGUGCCAAAAUUGACGAGUAGAAAACAGUGCCGCUUAUUUAAAUGAAGUUUUAUUAAUAUUAUUAUGGUCUCGAUUUUCUGUAUAACAGAAACCUGUAUAUUUUUGUACAUUGUCGCCCAUUUAUAACGAAUUUGAUAACUUUGCAAGUUGCUCAUACGUAUUCUGUAUAAAUACAGUAAUUCAUGUCACUAUGUAUUUUUCAUAACCUCAUAUGAAAUAUGGCGGCCAUAAUCAUGAAUAUACACACACAUACGCUUGAUGAAAUUCAUGAUCAAAUGUAUUUUUAAACGCAUUUCUCUCUAGUUAAAUCAGUAAAACAUAGGCAUCCUAUUUGAAUAUUGCACAAAUGAGCUGUUAUUAUCGUUGUUUAUUAUGAUAAACGGUACCAAAUAGCACACUUAUGCUGUUUUUCAACAUGCUGUAAGAAUAUUUAUGCUUACAUUAUUAAGAUUUUAUGCCGAAAAUUAAUGGUAAUUAACUAAUUGAGAUUGUCGAUGUACAUUUAAACGGUUGAAACAUUCCAGUCAUAUCCAGUUAUUCGUUGCGAAAGGCUUUCUUGCAUGAUCAUUCUUGCUUGGAUUUGAGUGUUGUCGUUUCCUUUUUUGCCUGCAUCGUGGGCUCUCGGUACAUUUCGUAACACUUCGGAAACGUACCCAGAAUGCAUGAGCUGUUCAUCAAUUAGCUACGAUAUUGUACGAUAUAUUAGAAUAAUUAACAUACUUAAAUGAACGGCUUUGUAGAAGAGGUGUCAAUUUAAACACAUAAGAAUAAAUGUAUUGAUACCCUUUUAAACAUUUACUUUUUGCUAUUUUUACAAUGUGAUGUUCUUUCGUAAACAUUGUUCAUAACUGAUGUUAAAUAAAACUGGUAUCGGCAAAUUACAAUGAGUGACAUUGAAACAAACCAUGUACAAUAGUUUGUUAUUUGGUUAUAUUCAUUGUUUUUAAAUUUCAGUAUGUCGUUAAUUAAUGUUUUUUACUGUGCAGAUGGGCCCUAUGUUCCAGUUACACCUUCGAUAAAUGUGUUGCUUUUAACGAUAAACACAAUAAUAUUUUUGUGUUAACGACAGACACAAUACUAUUUUUGUGUUGUAUUCGUCUUCAUUUUUUUCGCUUUUGUUCAUACUUUGUCUUUCAUUAUUCAAUUUGUUUAUAAAAACAAACGCGAGGUUCAUAAAUCCGUUCAUUUGUUAAUUCAUUUUUUUCAUGACUUUGCUUUAUUUUUUCAUGAAAUUGGUUUCAAACCGCUCUAUCAUUCUCAUAUCAUUGUAGCUUAGGUUUGUUUUACUCUUGCUUGCAAUACCAUAAGACUAGUGCAAAUUGUUUUUGUUAGAUAAUAGUUGAAAUAUAAUUACGUUUAGCAGAGAAAGAAUCCGAUGUGUUUUAUUAAGCCUUCGUAAUAUUUUCUUUUUUGUUGUGGUAAGCUUACAAAUCACAAUUAAAGGGAGUGGGAUUUUCAAUUUUGCUCCGGGAACAAUACAUUCGGAACUUAGAAAAAUAAUGGAACACAUUUAUAAUACUAUUUGCAGACUUUAAAAAAAAAAUUAUUACAAAUCAAUGUUUUUUUUUUACGUGCAUGUUUGUUCUUCCAGUUUCCAAUCUAAAGAAAGAAAGAAAGAUAUUGUGCAUUAAUGGUAUUAAUUUAGAACUGGUUUAUAUGGAGAACAUCCAUAUAAUUUGCAUGAUGAGGAAAUACUAUUAAUAAAUAGACGUAGAAGAAUGUGCGAACUCGGUCCAAUAAAUAUGGAUGCCUUCAUCAAUCAAACAUUGAUCUAAACAUGUCAAACUACAUAACGCAUUUUUUGUUUGUCAUAACAAAAAAAAAUCAAAACACCUAAAUUUUGAUUUGUAUGAUUAAAAUUUCAUUUGGUCGUAUUAUCUACCUUCUUGGUGAAUAAAAGAUAUGAGAUUACCUAUCUAAACUGUCUUGUAUUUGUUUUCCGUCGUAAUGUUUUCAACAGUAACGUUCUAAACAAGUGACUAACCUUUAAAUUUAUUUCACAUGUGGUUUUAAACACUGGUUAAAAUAUGGAUGGCUUUUUAAAUCCGUUAAACGUUUGCGCACACGAACUUUGUAGUUUUCAGCAAUCAUAAUAAUGUAUGGAUGUUGUUGUUUUUUAUCGAGUCGGUGCUUUAGUACAACUACGAUAAUAUUUUACUGUCGUGUUGUUGAUUCAUAGGAGACAAGUAAUGAAGUUAAACAGUUUAACAAUACUAGAGUACAUAUGGUUUCUGCCUUUCUUUUCAUUAUUAAUAAAAUGUAAAGCAAACAAUAGUGAAGUGCUGAAUGUAAAAUACUUUUAAUAGUUUAUCAGUGUGUAAAAAGUGUGUGAAGUUAAUGCAAGAAAGUAGAAGCGAAUUCUAUCUUUCAUGUAAAAAAUUACAGCAAGAUUACACACUUAAUUGGCCAUUUUAUUUCCAGUAUUUUGUUUUGUUUUAAGUUUGAAAUAAUGAAUUUAUUUAGUAGUUCGGUAUUUUCGACCUUGAACUCUAUAUAACAAACACGACAGUUGUGUUUGGAUGUCUUUAGUUUGCGUGUGUUUGCAAUCUCUCUGCCAAAAUCUCGAUGUUAGCAUACUAUUAUUUGUGUUAGGUACUUAAACGAGUUUAAUACUGCAUAAUAUUGUAUUGUUAUUAUUGUUACUAUUAUGUUAAAGUCAGUCAAUGCACUUUUUGAUUAACCCACAAUUCUUAGUGCUUGCGUUUGUAUUAAAUAAGUUCUCUUGGAAUAUUCUUGCGACUCAAUUUAAAUAAACGUGUUAAGGGGACGUGCACGCUUAAGCGUUCAUACAUUUAUUGAUUUAUUCAAAGUAUCAAGUUAAACAAUGUUUGCAAAAUCAAUGAAUUACCUCUCCACUGUUAUUUUUAACUUAAGUUUUUAAUCAAUAUUAAAUCAUAGAAAUAAUCUUUAAAACUCGUAACUGCAAGAAAAAUGUAUAAUCUUUUUUAGGUGAAAUAAUAUCAAGCCAUUUACAGAAGUUGUAUUCUACGAAUCGUUUAUUUUUUUAUUUAAACCUUAUCAUAUUCAUAUUUAUGUAAAGCAUUUUCGUAAAUAUCUAUUUGAUACGAAACAAUUUUAUUUCAGUCAAAGAUAUAAUGUAUUGUGUCAAUAAUUGACUAACAAAAAUGUGUAUUAUUGAAUCAUUUUAUUAAGUCAUUUUUCUGUCAGAAAAACACAAUUAAAUGUGGCUUUCAGACCAUUUUCACACAUUUUCACACGGGGCUAGGAUUCGGCUUGGAUAUCAUCUCGUUUUAUAUCAAUUUGUGCAUCAUGUUUUGAGUUUGUUGAAAAUAAACGAAGUAUUAAUUUAGUGUAAUGUUUACUGUGUUGUGCUGAAUGUGUUAAGUGUCCAAGACACAGUUUCUUUCCGCUUACAGAAGAAAUAAAUGAUUUACUUGUAAAACUU
Messenger RNA from Dreissena polymorpha, 6164 nucleotides. Its product is annotated as COUP transcription factor 2-like. The coding region runs from base 577 to 1971 and encodes 464 amino acids. Gene Ontology annotation, molecular function: zinc ion binding; nuclear receptor activity; RNA polymerase II cis-regulatory region sequence-specific DNA binding. Gene Ontology annotation, biological process: anatomical structure development; regulation of transcription by RNA polymerase II; cell differentiation. The record is from RefSeq and is a predicted model, not a curated record. The transcript is spliced from 4 exons. NCBI's taxonomy places the organism in Eukaryota, Metazoa, Mollusca, Bivalvia, Myida, Dreissenidae.